Molecule: messenger RNA, 627 nt
Organism: Paramecium pentaurelia
Lineage: Eukaryota; Ciliophora; Oligohymenophorea; Peniculida; Parameciidae
Source: the annotation of a GenBank genome assembly
AUGAAAAUAAAUUCCACAGGUUCUGAAUAAAGGAAGAAUGAUUAAACCUUAAAAAAUACAAAAAUGGAAGGUCUUAAACUAAGUUAAAAGAAUUAAACAUUUAAAGCAGAUGAAGAAAUCUUUAAAAAGAAAGAAAAAAGAAAUCGUAAGUUUUUUUUAAAGAGAUCUAUUUCUUUGUUAUAGAUUUGUAAAUAAAGUGGAUAGAUAGAAUUUAAAAUAGGAUCAGAUUUCCUUCAUAUUGAGAUUAUGUAAGGAGGACAUUACCCUCUAAAUUAAUAUAAUUUAAAGGAUAUUCGUUCUGAGAUCUAUCUAAAUGAUUCAGAGUUUUAAUAAUCUAACAUAACUUAUAGUCUAAAUAAUGCUUCUUAAAGUAUUCUAAAGAGUUGUCGAAAUUCUUUAUCAGAAUAAAAUUGCAAAUCUUUAACAUAAAUUUAAUAAUAAUUAAAAGAAAUUAAUGCAUUCUGCUAAAAUAUUUAAAAGCAGAAUAAUAAAAUUUGUCAAGUUGAUCCUUAAUAACAGGAUUCCAUUUUGUUCAAGUAAAAUGACUAGAUUCUUUAAAAAAUUAAAGAAACACAAUAAAUUUUAUUGGUAUAGCAUUAAGCUAUAAAAAACAUUUUAUAAUGUUGA